This is a messenger RNA of Abrus precatorius (Indian licorice), 1143 nucleotides long. RefSeq lists its product as uncharacterized. The record is from RefSeq and is a predicted model, not a curated record. Bases 255 to 869 code for a protein of 204 amino acids. Lineage: Eukaryota; Viridiplantae; Streptophyta; Magnoliopsida; Fabales; Fabaceae. The transcript has 4 exons.
GUUCCCUAAAAAAACUUCACCUUCUUUCCAAGAUCCAAACCCAGCAGGACCUUGUGUUCAUCUGAUUUCUCACAUCGCGCCCCCUUUUGCUUUUACUUUCGAAUUUACCAUCUUUUUCUCUUUGGGUAAUCUUCACAAAGGCAAAGUUGAUGAAAUGAACAUGUAAUUGAGUAUCAAAUGAAUUGGGUCAAUCGGAUUCGGAUCUAAUUUAUAGGCUUUAGAAGAUAACUGGUUAAGGAUUGUUCAGUUCUGUUAUGGCAACAGAGACCAAAAGCUCUACGGUGAGGCUCAAGCCAAGUGCCCAAGAUGUCUCUUCCAAACCCAAGAUUGAAUCUUUGGCUCUCAAGAAGAAGGUGGACACCUCAACCAGACACCCACCUGAUUCUAAGAUGAAACCCGUUACCACUGUCACCAAAUCUGAGGUUAAAUCAAAACCGACAUCGACAUCGUCAUCCAAAGCAGUAACAAAGACAACAACUACUAUCAAAAUAAGAGAGAAGAAAGUCUAUAGUCUGCCUGGUCAGAAACAUGAUCCUCCCGAACAGAAAGAACCCCUAAGGGUUUUCUACGAGUCAUUGUCAAAACAGAUACCAACAAGUGAAAUGGCAGAAUUUUGGUUAAUGGACCAUGGUUUGCUGUCUCCUGAAAGAGCUAAGAAAGCAUUUGAGAAGAAGUAUAGGAAGCAAAAGGAGCUUCGGACAGGAACUCCGACUCCUGUUAAGGUAUCAAAGCCACCUACUAAGACUGAAACUUCACAGAAACAGACAUCAAAGAACGGUGAUAUCAAAGCCAAGAAAAGAAUUGUCCAUGAGAGUGAUGACGACGACGACGAUGAUGAUUUUGUUUUAAGUCAUAAAAGAAGAAAAUAGUAAGAAGGAAAGCCUCAUGGUGUUAAUUUAACAUGGGGAAAAACAGAAAAGGGUAAAGAAUAAAAGAGGAAGAAACGUUGCAAGACAACACAACAAUUGUUAGAUUAAAACAUUCUUCAUGUUUUAAUUUAUAGAAACAAUAAGGUACAUGCAAUUUACGUGUCUCUGGCAAUCUACAUUAUGAUACGGAAACUGCUUCCCUCUGUUACCUUAGUACCUUGAGAUUGACAAACAUAUUUUACAUCACAGUUUGACUAGCUCUUCUUUCUUCUUA